Molecule: messenger RNA, 1714 nt
Organism: Aphanomyces astaci
Lineage: Eukaryota; Oomycota; Saprolegniomycetes; Saprolegniales; Verrucalvaceae
Exons: 10
Coding region: 6-1631 (541 amino acids)
Cellular component (GO): lysosome
Molecular function (GO): cysteine-type endopeptidase activity
Source: RefSeq, a predicted model, not a curated record
CAAAGAUGAAGUGCACGUUCCCCGUCGGGAUGCUGGUCGCGACGUCUGUGGUGGCCACCACCAACGACCGCUGCCAUUUAUUCAACAACAAAGACGCAUGCUUGGGCUCGUCGGAAGGGAAACCAUGCUAUUGGUGUGCCUCUGCUGCCGUGCCCAGCUCAUGCUUUGACGAAGAUGAAGCCGCCCAGUUGCCUCCGGCUGUGUUCCAGUGCAUGAAGGAGGAUGCCACUCCUGCGAAUAGUGGCUGCCACUUUUACAAUUCGGAAGCGUCUUGCCAGCAGAACACCGAAGGCGACAAGCCCUGCUACUGGUGCAAGUCCGCGGCGGUGCCAUCCCAGUGCUACAACGAAACCGAGGCCGAGCAAUUGCCCCCCGCCGUGUUCCAGUGCGACAUGAAGAAGAAAUCCCUCGUCUUUGAAGCUGACGUCGUCGAUUUGGCCGCGCUGGCGACAUCCGGUGGAAUGGACGCUACUGUGUGGCCGUCGACGUGGUUGGGCCCUGUAAACCACGGAUGCCACUUCUACAAUUCCAAAGACUCGUGUAUUCACAACACGGAAGGCGGGGAGCCAUGCUACUGGUGCAAGUCGGCGGCUGUGCCGUCUAUGUGCUACAACGAGACCGAAGCCAAGCUGUUGCCCCCUGCCAUCUUUCAAUGUGACAAGGAAGAUAGCAUCAACUGGGCUCUCACGGAGAUGCCUAGCCAAAACGCGUUGAACGCUCUCUUUCAACAGUGGCAAGCCAAGCACGGCGUCGCGUAUCUCUCUGCAGAGGAACACCAGCAACGCACUGCGACCUUUCACGAGAAUGCGCACGCUGUCGCAGCGCACAACCAGCACCCCCUCAAACGCUACUCGUUGGAAUUAAACCAGUUUGCCGACACGACAUGGGACGAGUUCAAGCAAUUGUACUUGGGCGUGUCGAGUCCACAAAACUGCUCUGCCACGCACACUGCGCGCGUGGGUGGCCACACGAACGUCCCCGACGCCAUCGACUGGCGUCGGUGGGAUGCCGUGUCGCCCGUGAAAGACCAAGGCAAAUGCGGCAGUUGCUGGACGUUUUCGUCGACGGGGUCGUUAGAAAGCCACAACUUGCUCACCCACGGCAAGAAAGUGCUGCUGUCCGAGCAAAACCUCGUCGACUGUGCCCAAGCCUUCGACAACCACGGGUGCAGCGGCGGCCUGCCAUCGCAUGCGUUCGAGUACAUCAAGUACAACGGCGGACUCGACACUGGCGCGUCGUAUCCGUACCAUGCCAAGGACGAACCGUGCAAGUUUUCUCGUGCGUCUGUCGGCGUCCAUGUUGUGGACGUGGUCAACAUAACUUCAACGGAUGAGCUCGAGCUGCGCAAGGCGGUGGGAACAGCAGGUCCUGUGAGUAUUGCGUUUCAAGUGGCACCGGACUUUCGGUUUUACAAGAACGGCGUGUACGAUUCCACAGUGUGCCAUUCUGGCGAACAAGAUGUGAACCACGCGGUGUUGGCGGUGGGAUACAACACAACCGAGGACGGACACAAGUACUGGAUCGUCAAGAACAGUUGGUCGGCCAAGUGGGGAUUGCAAGGGUACUUUAACAUUGCUCGGGACAAGAACAUGUGCGGGUUGGCCGACUGCGCGUCGUAUCCGCUCGUGUAGUUGAGAUAUACAGUAGCUGCGUGCUACAUUUACACUGCACUUCCAGUUGGCUUAAAAGAACACGCGAUUCGGUUUCUUUUAUA